UUACAUGUCAUAUGCCGGUCUCGGUCUCGUGCCGUAUUGCACGUGUGGACACAGCUCUCUCAAGCGCACCUCACCAAAGACGGCAGGCUGCAACGCGCGCAGUAAAAACAGGCUGAUGUAGGGCACCAUAAUAGCUAUAAUCACGGCUGUCGCGGCUAACAAUGCUGCCAGCCUGAAUGUGAGAACUCCGGGCUCAUCGUCCCCUCGCAAAAUCGGCAGGUUGUGGAGACGCACCGAAACCUACAGAUAUAUGCACCACACACAGGGUGAAAGGCAAUACGGCUGCAUAUAUAUGUCUACAGGCCGCCGUCGCUGGCUCCACUGGCUCCACCACUGACCAUAAAGAGGACGACUUCGCACGCCAUCUCGACAGCGACCAGGAGACACAGUCUGCCCAGCCUCUCAAACAGCCGGGGCAACGACGGAGACAGCAGCUGCUCCAUCGAGACAAGUGAUAGAUUGAUGAAAAUCAGGAUCAGGCUCUCGGCCUGGUUGUAGGCGUGCUGCUGGUCGCUCAAAGCUCUAAGAUACCUCGGGCGGACGUCAUACGCCAUGAAAUUGCUCUGCAGAUGGAUCACGGAUGUCAUGGACGACAGUCCGCUCGAGCUCGACCGCAUGCGCCGUCCCGCUCGCACCACACUCUGAUAGAUCUCACUCGACGACCGCCCCGUCUCCCCACUGCCGGCUCGGUUGAUGAAUAACGCUGCUUCUUUCUUGCUCGCUGCCCGUGUGCUGAUUGUCUCACUGCUGCCUGAAGCCUCAGAAAGGCCAUGGCGGACAGCAGUGUCUCUCGGUUUGCUGCGCCUAUCAUCGCUCGGCUUGGCCAAGAGGCCGUCGCGGGUGCGCUUGAGCGCUCGGAUGACGUUGGCAUGGAGCAUGUCGGCGUAGGGCACCGCCAGGUCACCCAGGAGGUCGUAGAUGGCGAACAUCAGAGACGACUUGAUCUUGUAGCUGAGGGCAGCCAUUUCAGCCUGGAUAAAGAACAUGCGUACCUACCGACAUUCUUGCGCUGAGGGAUCCUUAUACUGACUUGCAAGAGGCGAGGUACGAUAAGCGAUCCAGCAACCAUGGGAAAGAUGACGCAGUAGUUGAAUAGAGGAGGGCCAUCCCGCAU
This is a messenger RNA of Vitrella brassicaformis, 1114 nucleotides long. NCBI's taxonomy places the organism in Eukaryota, Vitrellaceae. The record is from the annotation of a GenBank genome assembly.